Papaver somniferum (opium poppy) is the source of this 1470-nucleotide messenger RNA. RefSeq lists its product as uncharacterized. The transcript is spliced from 3 exons. Bases 1 to 1470 code for a protein of 489 amino acids. The record is from RefSeq and is a predicted model, not a curated record. Gene Ontology annotation, molecular function: RNA-DNA hybrid ribonuclease activity; nucleic acid binding. Lineage: Eukaryota; Viridiplantae; Streptophyta; Magnoliopsida; Ranunculales; Papaveraceae.
AUGAAUCUUCUCAAGGAGUAUCAAGAUAUAUUUGCAUGUACAUAUGAGGAAAUGCCCGGAUUAGAUGAAAGACUAGUCACUCAUCACCUACAUAUAAAAUCUGGAUCUAAACCGAUCAAGCAAUCUCCAAGGAAAUUCAUGCAUGACGUGGAGGAAAAGAUCAAAACUGAGAUUCAGAAGUUGUUGACUGCUGGCUUCAUCAAGCCCAUUCACCAUACUACCUGUUUAAAGAAUGCUGGUGCUACCUAUCAACGCACCAUGACUGUAAUUUUUCAUGAUAUGAUGCACAAGCAAGUCGAAGAUUACGUAUAUGACGUAGUGGUCAAGUCAAAGACUCGAGCAUCCCAUACAGACGUCCUACGACAAGUGUUUGAAAGGUAUCGCGAGUACAAAUUGAAGAUGAACCCUCUAAAAUGCGCUUUUGGAGUCUCUUCAGGAAAUGUUUUGGGAUUCCAAGUCACCUCUGAAGGAAUCAAGGUAGAUCCAACCAAAACCCAAGCUAUUAUCACGAUGCCCCCUCCACAAACUGUGAGAGAACUCCAGAGCUUCAUGGGCAAGUUGGUGUUAAUAUCCAGAGAUGAUCCUAUCGAGUUCUUACUCUCAAAACCAGCCUUGAUAGCCAGACCGACCAAAUGGCUUCUCCAAACAUCAGAGUUUGAUAUAACGUGCUCUCCUCCAAAAGCUAUCAAAGGAAAAAAGGUGGCAGACCUGCUAGCAGCAUUCCGAAGAGAAGGAACUACCGCACUGCAUGAAGACCUUCCUGGGGAAUUUCCAGAAAUUUCUUUUAUCAAAGAGGAGACGGGGAUAAUUUAUUUCGACGGCUCUGCCACUCCUAGUAAUAAUACUGGGGGAGCAGGUAUAGUUCUAGUGUCUCCAACAGGCGAAGUCUUCUUACAUUCCUUCAAGUUGGACUUUCAGUGCACCAACAAUUUGGCAGAAUACGAAGCUUUCCUUAUAGGAUUGUCACUAGCCAAACAAGCGGGAUCCACACACCUGGAAGUAAGAGGCGACUCUAAGUUGCUGGUCAAUCAGAUGAAUGAGGUCUACUCACUCAAGGAGGUAACGCUGGCCCCCUAUGUAUCCGAAGCGCAAAAGUUAUUGAACUACUUUGCUGAUGCGACCAUAACCCAAAUCGGCCGCAAUAGAAACAAACACGCCGAUUGCCUAGACACGUUGACCUCGAAGCUGCAAUUAGAAGGCUUGGAAGAGACUUUGAUCAUCAGGAGACGGAAUGUAGCGUCAACAUGGCUCACACAAUCUAAAGAUACUGAAACCGACGACUGGAGGACUCCAAUUGUUCAAGAUCUAAACAAUUCGCUCUCACAAGGAAAGGUCAGUCUCAAAACCCUGCAAAACUUUUUCAUGCUUCAUGGAGUUUUGUACUGCCGGAAUCCAGAUGGGUCUCUGUCAAGAUGUCUUGGAUACGAGGAAGCCCAACUACAACUUAACCAUAUUCACAACGAGAUUUGA